CUCCAUCUCGCCCCUCUGCCUCUCUCGUUCCUCCUUUCCUUUAUUUCUAUCUUCCUGGAGCUCUCGGGUAUGUCCCUGCUUCAACUCAGAUAGGUUUCGUGGGAACUUUGUUGCCAUUGGCCCCAGCUCAUAGAUCAGCUGCUGUAAGCGUUGCAGUUUCGGCAACAUGCUCCUUGCGCAGCAGCUCAUGUGCAACAUUUGUGCACUGCUUCGGCGUGCACCGAUCCUUUCUGGACUCACCAAGUCGAACCCAUGUCUUUGAUCUCUGCGUUCUUAACGCGCAAGAAUGGGCUUGUGCAUUUGGGGAAAUAAAACAAAAAUGGCCGCUCCGGGGGUGAGAGAGGGCAUGAACCAGGGAACAAGUCUGUGCCGCUGAGAGGCGAAGGUGCCAUAAAAAUUCCAGAAGAGAGAGAAAGAGAGGGAGAGUGAGAGAGAGAAAAAGCCAAACGGGAAGCUCUGGUCGUUGAAUAUGUGCACGGUUUUAUGGAGGCUUCUGCGCCUUUAUGUAUACGAUUCUGACCUAAUUCCAUCGUUCAUCUCUUUAUAAUAUAAUGUCUGAAGCUGAUUUAUACAUUUGUGAUAUAAUGAAAAGCUGAACAGAGUGAUUGGAAUGCUUUGAACAGAGCAAAAACAUUAAAAAAGAGACAGAAUAUAAGUUUCCAGCUGGAAGUUGUUUUUUUUUUCAGUGACCAUUCUUCAAAAUCAUUGUUUGGAGAAAUACAGAAUUCUUCUGUGUCUGUGCAAUUCUAAACAAAAAUCAGCAAAUUAUAAAUUUGGAGCACGAUGAACCCCUUAUUUCUUUUCUCCUGCCAUAAUUAGUCAUUUUUCUAUCUUUUCCUCUCUGUCAUUUCAGAGACUAUUUCUUCAGUUUGAAAUUUUAAUUUAAAUUAUUUGCGAAAUAUGCAUAUAUUUGUUUUCCAACACUUUGUCCUCUCCCUCUCAUCCUUUCCUCUGAGUUCGAGAACAAAUCUCGGUUGCCGUUAGUUUCUCAUAAAAAGAGAACUGUAAUUCUCACAUCGGUCUUAGUUGACAUCUCACACACAUAUAAAAAGUAACUUUGCUGGAGGACGGAGUGUUUAAAAGUCAGAAUGAUUAAAGAGUCGCCUCUAAAUAAGACAAAAUAAGGUCGGAUUAUGUGCGUAAAAAAGACACGCAAUAGCCAUCUUCUAAAGUGUCUGAUGCUUUGCACCGACCCAUUCUAACCUGCUUAAAAACCAUAUUUCUGUGUUCAUAUAAAGCCUGUAUGUGUGAGUAUUCAUUUUGCCAAAGUGGCACAAGCCGUAAAGGCUGUGAACGGCAGGCUCUGCUGCAUUAUUUGAUCUUAUGUAUGUGAUGUUUUGAGCUUCAAUCUCCUCUCCCAACAUUUACUCAUCAGUACGUUCUCCCAUAAAGUCGUUCAGCUCUUUUAUAAGGGGAAAAGUGCAAAAAGAGCGCGGCCCUGUUCUGAAUGGGCUUUUAUUCUAUUAACUGAGCCUAUUUGCAGCCAUCUCCCGGCACAACGUGCAUAACAGAUUCUGAUCGAAUUAUUCCUGUACACUAUCUCUGGAGAGAUUGCACUCUCAGCAUGUCACGUUGUAUUGUUCGGGAGACCUCUUUCUUUGCCGCAAUGGUCGUUAACCUCCGAAUGACCCCCGUGUGUGGAGCCCACGCCUCGGAGAAGCGCCGCAGACAGUCAGUGCAACAGUUGCGCCAGAGGAUGGCGCAGCACGACAGUGGAAAAACUCCUUGCGUAGCUGAGAGCUCAAGGCAGGGGAGGCGCGCACUCCCUCCCAUCCCGCCCGAGUGUUUCCUGCGUGCACGAGUUUACCUCUGGAGGUCACCAGGCAGGAUUUACGACUGGUCAACAAAAGCACGUGAUUCUGCCUCGUACCCCAUAUUUGGGUGCCUACGUAAGAGAGAAUCAAGUCCAUGUCCCACUCUCAUUUCCAUAAUUCAUCAUAAAUUGUGCAAGGGUGCAAUAGGACGCGCUAAAGCAUAAGAGCCACAAAUCAAGGAGCUGCAGGUUUAUGCUGUUUACUUCCACCAAAAUAAUCACAAAAACAACAGCAAUACCUGCAGCGGGCAAAAAAGGUGGAACUGUCAACAAAUGAGCUCCUAUUUUGUGAACUCAUUCUGCGGUCGCUAUCCCAAUGGCGCGGACUUUCAGUUACAUAAUUAUGGAGAGCAUAAUACCGCGAACGAGCAAUACAGGGACUCCACGGCCAUGCAUUCCAGCAGGUACGGCUAUGGCUACAACGGAAUGGACUUGACGGUCGGGCGGACCGGCGGCGGACACUUUGUGGGCAGCGAGCGGACGCCGGGCUACUCCCCGACGCACACAGCGGCGGCAGCGGCCAGCCCUUCAGUGGAACCCGUCAGGUACAGCCAGUCCGCGGGCGGCAGCCAGAACUCGUCCCUUUCGCCUCCACCUGAGCCUGUGCCGUGCUCCUCCUCCACGGUGGCCAGCUUGUCGCCGGGCGCCGAGACGCAACCCCAACUCAGAGCCGUGAAGAACUCCAUAAGUGGCGCCCAGUGCUCGAACGGGGGAGGCACGCUGUUGCUUGGUCGGGACUGUGCGUCCAAGGCUUCCCCCCUGGAGGAAGAUAAGCCUGUGGGGAGCGCACCGACGACCCCUCAGAGUGCCGGCGACUCGGCACAGCCGCAGAUAUACCCGUGGAUGAGAAAACUCCACAUAAGUCAUGAUUUGUCCGGACCUGAAGGGAAGCGAGCCCGAACCGCCUACACCCGGUACCAGACCCUGGAGCUGGAGAAGGAGUUCCACUUCAACCGGUACCUGACCCGCAGGCGGCGGAUCGAGAUCGCCCAUGCCCUCUGCCUCUCCGAGAGACAGAUCAAAAUCUGGUUUCAGAACCGCAGAAUGAAGUGGAAGAAGGACAACAAACUGAAGAGCAUGAGCAUGGCGGCCGCAGGCGGGGGUGCAUACAGGCCUUGAUAGCCCCCCUGCCCCCCCUGCAUCCUCUCUCAUAAAUAAAGUGAAAUGAAAUAAACUAUUGAAAGUGUACAUAAAAAAAUAAAAAAAAAAUAAGAAAAAAAAUCUCGCAAAGACUUGUUGGCGGAGGCUUUGAGCCACCUCGCCUUCUGUAAAUGCCCCCAUUAACCUUAUAUUUUCUUUAUAUUCUCACCGUGUUAAUCAGUAUGCGAGUAAAAAUAUGCAUUCUGUACAGUUCUGUUUAGAUUUAGGACAAAAAAAGAGAAAGAAACGUUUAAAUUAUUUCUUGUUCAGAAGGAGAAAAAAAAAUCAAAAGCUUGAACUUGUCCAGUAAAAAUCUGUGUGAUGCACUCAAAACAGCAGUCUAAUAAAUACUAACUAAAUAGAAGGUUUGUGUUUAGUUCUCUCUGUACAUGUACUGUAUAUGUAUGUAUUUAUUUGUCUCAUGUAUUGUGCCAACCUGUCAGAAAAAAAAGAAAAAAUUCGCUUUCGAUAACCAGCAAAUAAGCGUUUUGUGUGCGUAAUUGUAUUGUGAACACACGUGUAUGGACAGAGGUGCCGUCUCGCCCCUUUGUAUGUACAGUGGCGGUGCUUUGUUUUUUUAAGUUGUUUUUUUUUUUCUUUCUUUUUUUUUUAUGCAGGAGAUUAUGUUUGACUUGCUCACCUGGGCGCAGCAAAGUUAACAAAAAAAAAGAAACAAACAAAAAAAAAAACGUGUUCGUCCCUGUUUUUUCUUGCUGUUUCUAUGUGGAAGGUCCCCCACCUUUAUGACUUCAUCGUGAUGAGCUUCUUUUUUUUGUAAAUGUUUUUCAGAGACUGGAAAGAGGUUGAAAAAAUAUGCUACAAUAAUCAGAAGAAUGAUAUCGAUGCUCAUGUUGAUGAUGGCUGUCAUAGCCGUGAUAAUAAACUUUUUACUGGA
Poeciliopsis prolifica (blackstripe livebearer) is the source of this 3848-nucleotide messenger RNA. RefSeq names its product homeobox A5a (gene hoxa5a). Gene Ontology annotation, biological process: regulation of transcription by RNA polymerase II; anterior/posterior pattern specification. Bases 2087 to 2932 code for a protein of 281 amino acids. Gene Ontology annotation, molecular function: DNA-binding transcription factor activity, RNA polymerase II-specific; RNA polymerase II cis-regulatory region sequence-specific DNA binding. NCBI's taxonomy places the organism in Eukaryota, Metazoa, Chordata, Actinopteri, Cyprinodontiformes, Poeciliidae. The transcript has 2 exons. The record is from RefSeq and is a predicted model, not a curated record. Gene Ontology annotation, cellular component: nucleus.